AUGCCUUUUCUAUACAUACAUGGAUUCACAUCCAAUCUUCCAUUAAGAAAAAUAUUUUACAAUAGAAGUUGUUUAAUUAUACCUAAAAUUUUUAAAACUAAUGGCCAAACUAGGCCAUUUACAAACACACAUCUGGUCGUCACUAAACGGGAGUCUAAAACCGAUGUAUUAACUCCAGUUCCCAAGAAUUUGCUUGAUUAUCAACGUAAAACAGAUGAAAUCAACUUAAUGGAGACCCAUAGUCUCACUAUGGCGAUGAUGAGAUCAAGUAAAUCAGGAUUUUUAAAAAAGAGUGUUUGGGAGAAAUAUAUCGCAAGGGCAAUAGAAUUGGUGGAUAAAUUCAGUGUUAAAAACAUAUCAAUAUUGAUGAUAUCAGUGGCGAAAUCAAGAAUGAGUAACACUGACUUUUAUGAACAAAUGUCAGAAAGACUUGUAAUCAAGUGUAAAAAUUACAUAAAUACAUAUAAAAUGAACCCUGUGAAGUUUUUUGAGGAUGAUAAAAGAUGCGAAUUUACACCCUUCAACAUAUACACAAUAUUAUCAGCAUGUUCAGUGUCCGGUUAUAAAAAUGAAACACUAUUUAGACUCCUAUUUAAAGUCUCUGAAAUCAAAUUGCACUACUAUAACAAACUUCUUGACGAGUGGCAUAGCUCAAAGGACGGGUCAGAACAUUUUAGUAUCUUGGAAAGUUAUACAAAGGAUGAUAAGUUCACAUUCGAAGACUUAGCCGGUAUACUAUAUGUAUACUCCUGGAGCAAUUUUCAAAUUAAAGGAAUACUCCCCAAAUACUCUUAUAUAUUCAAAAAAAUGUAUAAAAUUGUUUGUAAAAAAGAAGAUAAAUACACACCACUAGUUGGAGAACUUACGUCUAAAUCAUUUGCAAUAGCAGUUAACUCACUGGUCAAAUUAGGAGAUGGAACAAUUGAAUUGUACAAUAUUGGAUUGGAAUACCUACAAAGAGAAGUCGAUUAUAUCCCCUCCCGUGAUACAUGCAUGAUAUUUAAUUCUAUAGUUAAAAAUAGGAACACUGUUCCGGAUUUUUACGAUACUAAGAACACACUCCAAACUUUAACAAACAAAAUUGUGGACAAACUCUCGGGAUCAAGUUUUGACCCUGAAUUAAUGGUUAAUCUUUCGUCAACAUUUGUUAAUAUAUUCAACUCCAAAACAUUCAAACAAGAGGAAAUUGAAAAUAUUAAGGAGAAAUUUAACACAUUCUUUACUGAAUCGACAUAUAACUUGGUUAGUGAAAGGGAACUGGAUGCACCCAUAGUAAUACAAUUGUUGUAUAACUCAUCAAUUCUAGGAUGUAUGCCAGCCUCAAUGAUUCUCCUGUGUAACGAUAAUUUGAAAUCAGUGGGAUUAACAGGAACACAACAGAAUAUUUCUGAAUUUCUAACAAGUUUAGUAUUGAUAUAUAACAACUCCAAGUCCAAUAACCUAAAUCAACUAAUUCAUGAACAUGUAGUUACAGCAUUAAGACAAUACUCGAAACGAUUAGAUUAUGUGUUAUAUCCGAACACAUUAGGACUUGUAAAGACGAAAUCAAGACCACCAGACCUAUAUAAUAUUUUAAAAUUGGAAUCUAAAGGGUUAUUAGAUGCACCAUCAGAGGAUAUUAAUAAUGAUUGGAGGGAACUGACUAAGGAUAUAUCUGAAUACACAACCGAUAACCUCAACUUAUUGGCAACAAUGUUAAACACGAUGGGAAAUUUUAAACAAUGCAAAGAUUUUGUCAAAUUUGUGGUUCUUUCAGCCGAUUACAUUAAAAGGUUUUUCAAAACUUAUUCGCACCAUUUGGAGUUAAAACCACUUCACAUUGAAACUAUAUCAGCAAUAGUGCACUCCCUGAGCAAGUACAGAAUAAAGAAUCCGGAAUUGAUGGAAAACUUUUCCAAAUUAAUAAAAAUCCACAAUGAUAGAAUUUUGAAUGAUAGGAAUUUUGAAACGAUUAACUAUGUUUCGCUUUUCAACAUAAUUAACAGUUUCUCUAAACUAGGUCUACCCAAAAAUCGUAUUUUUGAUAUUAGAAACAAUAGUUUGUAUAAACAUCUGAGAAACAUGGACAAACAUGAUAUUCAAAAUCAGAUGUUUAACUCCAUUUCUAAACUAGUUUUUUCGUGUGAUUUUUAUAAAAUUAAUUUGCAAAUGGCAACAAACUGCCUAUAUAGUUUGUCGCUUGUGGGAUUUGACAAGUUCAGUAGAUUAACUGUUUUGAAAUUGAUUGAAUUGUCGAUUAAAAUGUUACACAAAGAAACUGGGAUAUGUAGAACAAACUCAGUUGAAAAUAAAGACGCUUCACCAAUUAUUGAUUGUGUAGCUCAAUUUGAUACUCUUGUUGAACUUGAAUCUGAUGGAAAUAAGGAACUCUUUUCACAACUUAGAAUAGUGACGAUGAUGCUCCAUUUGAUGAUAAAAAGAAACUAUUUCAAGUCAAGAGUUUUUAAGAUUUAUGUUAAAAAGAUGAGAAGAGCAAUUUUAGGCCAGAAUAAACAUCUGAAAACGGGAAGGAAACAAUUUUCAAAUGACAAAGAAUUAAUUGAAAAGGAAGUCAUGAACAUAACUCAGUUGAAUCCUAUGUCAGGAUUCCAUAGAAGUGUUUUAACACUGUUGAGAAAGAAAUAUAGCCCAAUUCAAUCAGAAGUACCCUGGGGAAAUGGAUCCUAUUACAUUGAUGUCGUAACUGGAAGUGGAAAAGAGAGAAAAUUUAUAGAAAUCGAUGGUCCAUAUCACUAUUACUCUGGGACUACUGAAAUGGUUUCAUCAUCUAAAGCAAAAAAUUACAUUAUUCAAAAUUUUGGAACUAAAUUGGUACACAUCCCCUACUUCGAAUGGUCAAAAUGUGUUGGAGAUGAGGAAAAAAUUAAGUAUAUAGAAUCAAAAUUAAGGUGUUAG
Molecule: messenger RNA, 2895 nt
Organism: Theileria parva strain Muguga
Lineage: Eukaryota; Apicomplexa; Aconoidasida; Piroplasmida; Theileriidae
Product: RAP domain protein
Exons: 5
Coding region: 1-2895 (964 amino acids)
Source: RefSeq, a predicted model, not a curated record